GUAGCGUGAUGACGUAAGCGGCGUUGGCGUGAUGUCGUAGGAGUGGCGGCGCGUGUUGCGGCCCGGGGUCUGUGCGUAGUUUUGGAAUUGUCGCGGGCAGUGGGGCGCCCUAGCUGCCAAGUGCACAUGGUUUGUUUCCGGCGUUUGCCUAGUGUCCUGACCACUCCGCCCCGUUGGAAGUGGGAAACGGAGAGGUUCUGUGGGGACAGAGCUGGGUGUUCUGAAGGAGUAAGCUCGCAUCCGAGGGGCUCUGGAGUGCCUUAGAGCAGAGCUGCGGCCGCGGAAGGGGAGCCGCUGAGAAAGGAGGGCCGCUGCAGGCGGGGUUCCAACCGCGGGGUCUGGGCUGCUCCCGCGGAGGGCCUGGGCGGCCGCGCGAUGCUGGGAGUCCGCUGUCUGUUCCGGUCCGUGCGCUUCUGUUCCUCCGCCCCUUUCCCCAAGCACAAACCUUCAGCCAAACUGAGCGUGCGGGAAGCUCUCGGGGCCCAGAACACGAGUGGGGAGCGCAUUAAGGUCCAGGGAUGGAUUCGUUCUGUCCGAUCCCAGAAGGAAGUCUUGUUCCUGCAUGUAAAUGAUGGGUCAUCUUUGGAAAGCCUUCAGAUUGUUGCAGAUUCAAGCCUUGACAGUAGAGAAUUAACUUUUGGGAGUUCGGUGGAAAUACAAGGGCAGCUGAUAAAAAGUCCAUCCAAAAGGCAAAAUGUGGAACUGAAGGCAGAAAAAAUUAAAGUUAUUGGAAAUUGCGAUGCCAAGGCUUUCCCCAUCAAAUAUAAAGAGAGGCAUCCUCUAGAGUACCUGAGACAAUACCCUCACUUUAGGUGUAGGACUAACGUUCUGGGUUCUAUACUGAGGAUUCGCAGUGAAGCCACAGCUGCUAUUCAUUCUUUCUUUAAGGACAGUGGCUUUGUACAUAUUCAUACUCCAGUAAUCACAUCCAAUGACUCUGAGGGAGCUGGAGAACUUUUUCAACUUGAACCUUCAGGUAAACUAAAGUUACCUGAGAAGAAUUUCUUCAAUGUUCCUGCUUUCUUAACUGUCUCAGGACAACUUCAUCUAGAAGUGAUGUCAGGAGCUUUUACUCAAGUGUUUACCUUUGGUCCGACCUUCCGAGCUGAAAAUUCUCAGAGCCGGAGGCACCUGGCAGAGUUUUAUAUGGUGGAAGCAGAGAUUUCUUUUGUUGACAGCCUUCAAGAUCUCAUGCAGGUUAUAGAGGAACUCUUCAAGGCUACAGCAAUGAUGGUUCUCUCAAAUUGUCCUGAAGAUGUUGAACUCUGUCACAAAUUCAUAGCUCCUGGCCAAAAGGACAGAUUAGAACAUAUGCUAAAAAACAACUUUUUAAUCAUUUCUUAUACUGAAGCAGUGGAGAUCUUAAAGCAAGCAUCCCAGAACUUCACCUUCACCCCAGAGUGGGGUGUUGAUCUACAAACUGAACACGAAAAGUACCUGGUGAAGCACUGUGGCAACAUACCUGUCUUCGUUAUUAAUUAUCCAUUAGCAAUCAAGCCUUUCUACAUGAGGGAUAAUGAAGAUGGCCCUCAGCACACACAGCAAGAUCCAGCAACAAGUACAUCUCGCCAUUUGAUGCUCAUGAACUACAGAGAAAGCAGAACAUCUUACCAAGGAUUGCCUCAUCUUCCUCAUCACUGGCCACCAGCCUCAUCUGGACUACCUUCUUCCGGUUAUUCCAUAGUUGCUGCUGUUGAUCUUCUGGUUCCUGGAGUUGGGGAACUCUUUGGAGGAGGCCUCAGAGAAGAACGAUACCAUUUCUUAGAGGAGCGCUUAGCCAGAUCAGGACUUACAGAAGUCUACCAAUGGUAUCUGGACCUUCGUCGAUUUGGAUCUGUGCCACAUGGAGGUUUUGGGAUGGGAUUUGAACGCUACCUGCAGUGCAUCUUGGGUGUUGAUAAUAUCAAAGAUGUUAUCCCUUUCCCAAGGUUUCCUCAUUCAUGCCUUUUAUAGCUAGAAGAUUGGUUAAGGAAAAGCACCCCAUGGCAGAGGCACUGCACAGGAUUGUGCAGACAGUAGAAUGCAUGUUUGGAUUUUAGAAAUGCAGAUUUCAACGUGUAAUUGUUGUGCCAUAAGAUAUAGAAAAAAUUUAAGUGGUUGUGAUUUUCUUAGAAAGUUGAGGGUAUUUCAUGUAAGGAUGAGCUCCCCCAAGAAGAGGUACUUACAGCAAGGGGACUCUCAAAUCCAUUACCUCAAUUAAGAAGAAAUGAAGAAAUUGAAUUAGGUAGUCUCAAAGUUUCUUUUAAACUCUAAAACAGGAUGAGAUAAUGUAUUUUACUUUGUCUGUACUCAUUAAAUCACUCCCUGUGUAAUUUUUGAGAACCAUCUAGUAGCUCAAAAUAAAAUAAUGUUGGAACUUUUCUCCCUUGCCAUAUACUUUGUGAUAAAUCCUUAUCUCAUUUCCAGUACUUUCCUAAACAUUGCAGAAAAAAAAUAUUCCUUAAAGUCUUAAUUGAUUUAACGAAGUAGUUAUUCUGAAUUAAAAUCUCCUUUCAUUGAACUGGAUGAAAUCAGAUUUAAUAACUGUUGCUUUUUCAUUUUAAAAGCUAUUGAGAUAUUACAUUAAGUAUUUCAACUCUUUAAUCACUGUUGUGUUAUAAUUUGUUUAUAUUUGAUGUUUAUAAUUUCUCUAAUAAAAUCGAUUUUUUUUAU
Messenger RNA from Rhinopithecus roxellana (golden snub-nosed monkey), 2652 nucleotides. RefSeq names its product asparaginyl-tRNA synthetase 2, mitochondrial (gene NARS2). Gene Ontology annotation, biological process: asparaginyl-tRNA aminoacylation. NCBI's taxonomy places the organism in Eukaryota, Metazoa, Chordata, Mammalia, Primates, Cercopithecidae. Gene Ontology annotation, cellular component: mitochondrion. The record is from RefSeq and is a predicted model, not a curated record. The transcript has 15 exons. Bases 376 to 1953 code for a protein of 525 amino acids. Gene Ontology annotation, molecular function: nucleic acid binding; asparagine-tRNA ligase activity; ATP binding.